Messenger RNA from Gadus morhua (Atlantic cod), 4302 nucleotides. RefSeq names its product extended synaptotagmin-like protein 2b (gene esyt2b). The record is from RefSeq and is a predicted model, not a curated record. Bases 268 to 3123 code for a protein of 951 amino acids. Gene Ontology annotation, molecular function: phosphatidylinositol binding; calcium-dependent phospholipid binding; phosphatidylethanolamine binding. Lineage: Eukaryota; Metazoa; Chordata; Actinopteri; Gadiformes; Gadidae. Gene Ontology annotation, cellular component: endoplasmic reticulum membrane. The transcript has 24 exons. Gene Ontology annotation, biological process: lipid transport.
UGCGUCUCGGUGGCCGACAGCAGAUAGUUGGGUCUGGUAACACACUGCCAAGGGACGGGGAAGACCCGGUCCAUAGACCAAAGACCCGGUCCAUAGACUCGGUCCGUGGACGGUUUCCUGCUCAGGAGGAUCGCCUGUGAGCGGCAGGCGCCUCGGCGCUUAAAGGCCAUUUAAACGUGAGUAUGAAGCGAUCAUUCCGCACGCCGAUGGAAGCCCACCGCCUCCGCUGGAUCCUCACCGUGUAAACAACCGAGGCAGCAGCAGCACAUGUCCGGAGACACCAUGACCGCGGUCCGAGGUGCCCACCCCCACGCCCCCACCACCGGCUCCACGGCACCCCCCAAGGAGAACGGACACACGGCGGACCCCGGGUCGCCCGCCCCGACCUUCCCCACCCCGGCUCCCCCGGAGGAGGGCUCCGAGAGCGGCGACACCCCGACGUCCUCGGCAGGCGAGCUCACUCGGACAUGGGUCCAGUUCGCCAAGACCUUCGUGGUGAUCUUCCCCAUCUACGCUCUGGGAUACUUCGAGUUCAGCCUGAGCUGGCUCCUCAUCGGCCUCGUACUGUUCUUCUGCUGGCGGCGGAACGCGGGCGGGAAGAGCAGCCGGCUGAACCGAGCCCUUGCGUUCCUGGCCCACGAAGACCCCCCCAGACACACCCUCACAAGUUCGGAUCUACCGCCAUGGGUUCAUUUCCCAGACGUGGAGCGGGUGGAGUGGGUCAACAAGACGGUGGAACAGAUGUGGCCGUAUGUCGGUCAGUUUGUGGAGAAGUUGUUCCGGCAGACCAUCGAGCCGGCGGUGAGACAGACGCACGGACAACUGAGCUCCUUCUGCUUCACCACCAUCAACCUGGGAGACAAGCCCCUAAGGGUCAACGGGGUCAAAGUUUACAGCGAGAACGUCGACAAACACCAGAUCAUCAUGGACCUGCAGGUCAGCUUCGUGGGCAACACAGAGGUGGACGUGGAGGUGAAGAGGUUCUUCUGCAGAGCCGGCAUUAAGAGCAUACAGCUCCACGGAGUGCUGCGGGUGCUGAUGGAUCCGUUGCUAGGCGACAUGCCGCUGGUCGGAGCCCUGUCUCUCUUCUUCCUCAAGAAACCGCUCCUGGACAUCACCUGGACGGGCCUCACCAACAUCCUGGACAUACCGGGCCUCAGUGGUUUUUCAGAGAGCGUUAUUCAGGAUAUUAUCUUCAGUUACCUGGUCCUCCCCAAUCGCAUCACUAUCCCCCUGGUGGGCGACGUUGAGCUGACACAGCUACGGUACCCCAUGCCUAAGGGGGUUCUCCGAAUCCAUUUCCUUGAGGCCCAGGACCUUGAGGGGAAGGACCAGUUCCUGGGGGGUCUGAUCAAGGCCAAGUCGGACCCGUACGGGGUCCUGCAGAUCGGCACCCAGCAGUUCCGGAGCCGCACCAUCAAGGCGAACCUGCACCCAAAGUGGAACCAGGUCUUCGAGGCACUGGUGUACGAGUUCACCGGGCAGUACCUGGAGAUCGAGCUGUUUGAUGAAGACACCGAUAAAGAUGACUACCUGGGCAGCCUCAUGAUGGAUCUCAGUCAGCUACACCAGGAGCAGAAAGUGGACGAGUGGUUCGACCUGGAAGAGGCCCCGACCGGUAAGCUCCACCUGAAGUUGGAGUGGCUCUCCCUGUUCUCCAAUCCAGACAAGAUGGACCAGGUGCUCCGAAGCGUGCGGGCGGACAGAAGCCUGGCCAAUGAGGGACUGUCGUCCGCCCUGCUGAUGGUCUAUCUGGACUCAGCGAAGAACCUCCCAAGUGUGUUCACAGGGAGCCUGCAGGCUAGUGGAGCCCAUGCCGAGCGCAGGGCGUCUGGCCUGGUCUUUACCGAGCCCCAGGCCUCUCAGUCUAGGAAGCUACUCAGCAGCCUGUCAGAUUACAGCCAUGACGGGGCCAAGCAGGUGUCGGUCUUUAAGACCCUGAAGUGUGGUAAGAAGAGCAGCAGCGAACCCAGUCCUUUCGUCCGGUUCUCCGUGGGAACCAAAACGCUGGAAAGCAAGGUCCGCUUCAAGACGCGGGAACCCAUGUGGGAGGAGGCCUUCUCCUUCCUGGUCCACAACCCCAGGAGACAGGAGCUGGAGCUGGAGGUGAAGGACGACAAACACAAGUGCACCAUGGGCAACCUGACGGUGCCUCUGCGGGACCUGCUGCAGGAGCAGCACAUGACCCGCACCCAGAGCUUCCCCCUGAGGAACUCGGGCCCCAGCGCCUGCAUCACGCUGCGCCUGGCCCUCAGGGUCCUGAGUCUGGAGAAGCAGGACCCCUCGGACCGCCCCUCCUCCGUCCAGGUCCGCAAGACCAGCGUCCCCCAGGCGGCGGCCCCGGGCCCCUCCUCCAGCUCCACCCUCUCCGACUCCCCCAGGGCCGCGCCCACCCCCCCGCCUCCUCCCGCCGCCGCCGCCGCCCCUCCGUCCUCGGCCCCACGGCGCGCCCCCUACUCCUCCUCCUCCUCCUCCACCCUGACCCUCCCCCAGCGGGACGGGGAGCCGUACUCCCUGAGCCCCGCCCGCAGCGUCUCGGCGCUCAGCUGUCACCUGGUGUGUGGCGGCGGCGGCGGCGGCUCGCAGCAGCGGCUGGGCCUCGGCGAGUCCAGCGUCAGCCUGGCCUCGGACGCCUCGCUGCCCGGCGCCCACCUGGAGCUGCACAACCGCCUGCGCCUGCUGCACAAUGGGUCUCUGCCUCCAGAGCCCUGUCCCCUGGGAGAGGUCCAGCUGACCCUCAGACACAGCAGCCAGCGCAACAAGCUCAUAGUGGUGGUCCACGCCUGCCGGCACCUCCUGGCGUUCCACCGGGACAGUGCCGACCCGUUCCUCAGACUCUACCUGCUGCCCGACCGCAGCCGGGGCGGCCGCAGGAAGACCUCGGUGAUGAAGAGGACCCUGGACCCCGUCUACGACCAGACGUUUGAGUUCAGUGUGUCCAUGGUGGAGCUCCACAGGAGGUCUCUAGACGUGGCCGUGAAGACCGGAGGCAGAGUUCUGACCAAGCACAAGGGGCUUCUGGGAAAGGUGCUGGUAGAUCUGAGUGGAGAGGAUAUUUCUAAAGGAUGGACACAGUGGUACACUCUGACGGACGGAUUAUCAAAGAGUCCAUCCUUGAAGUAGACAGAAUACGGACACACACACACACAAACACACACAAACACACACACACACGCACACAGGUGAAUCACACAGGGGACACACACUUCUAGGUCGGACCUCCAGUUUGUUCUUCCAGUUUUGUUUCCUCAACCUCAAUUCUUCCAAUGUAAUGUGAUUUUUUUGCUGGGGUGUUUUCUUUGUGUGUGUGUGUGUGUGUGUGCGUGUGCGGGUGUGUGUGUGUGCAUGUGUGUGUGUGUGUGUGUGUGUGUGUGUGCGUGCGUGUGUGUGUGUGCGUGUGUGCGUGUGGCAGUAAAGCCUUUGCAGAGCAUCGACUGCCUUCUUGUUCAUGAGGUGUCCGUUGUUGAAGUGAACAUGUAAACGCUACCACACGUCACUCACACACACGGUUACGUGAAACAAUAUGAUUCUGAAUAUGAUGUUGUUUAACUUCCUCCAGGGUUGUUAUGAACCGUUCUAUACUUCACACGUCCCUGUUGUGUUAUUUCAGAUAUUGUUUGUGAUAUAUUCUGGAAGAUUCUGUGGCCAUGGCAACAGGGUUUUUGACAGCAGAUGCACGUAGCGGUCUGACCUUUGACCUUAUCCUUCCAUUAAUUACACACUAAUUAAUUCUUAUUUACGUGUGGGAUACCGGUCGCUGUUUCUAAGAGAAUGCUCCUCUGGGCAGAGUGAAAACGGGUUUAAAGUAUGUUGUGAUUCAGACUCUGAAGGCUCGCAGAUGCUCUAGAGCUGGGGUUCUAGACUAACUCGAGAUGAACCUAGAGCUGGGGUUCUAGACUGGCUCUGAUAUGCUCUAGAGCUGUGGUUCUAGACUGGCUCUGAGAUGCUCUAGAGCUAUGGUUCUAGACUGGCUCUGAGAUCCUCUAGAGCUGGAGUUCUAGACUGGCUCUACGAUUCUUGUUCAGGAAUGAUUGUUUGAACUAAAGUGAAUGACUUGAAGAGUAUUUAAGCUGACUUGCAUUGCUUUUCUUUGGGGUUUUUUGAGACCGUAUUUUGGGUUUUUGAAAGCGUUAUGUGGCCAUAUCUGUUUUUAAACCAUGCAUUUCUAAGUGUGUUUCAUCUUUUAGGCCUGUCAUGUUUUAUCAUCUACCCUGUGCCUUAAAACUCUGUAUAAUUCUGGCAUUUUGAAAUUAUAACUUUGAAUGAUAAGCACCCCAAGGCUUUUAAAGAAUGAAAUCUCUC